Molecule: messenger RNA, 2363 nt
Organism: Rhopalosiphum maidis (corn leaf aphid)
Lineage: Eukaryota; Metazoa; Arthropoda; Insecta; Hemiptera; Aphididae
Gene: Nulp1
Product: transcription factor 25
Exons: 10
Coding region: 310-2328 (672 amino acids)
Cellular component (GO): RQC complex
Source: RefSeq, a predicted model, not a curated record
GAUAAGUGAUAAAGUAAAUUUCAAUCCGAUCAUUAAAAUUGUAGUGGUGUGAAAGCAAAUUAAGUAAAUUAUCAUUGUGACGUCUACUACGACCGACUGUUGGUGUUUUUCAUUAAUUAUUAUUAUUAUUGCUCGGUUUUCAGUUUUCGUAAAUGUCCAAAAUAAUUAUAUAAUAGCAUAAUCACUUGUAUUAUCAUAAAUUCUUAUAAUCACUGAAUCUCCAAAAAAAGAAUCGUUUCAUUUUUUUAUGUCGCUGCGAAAUAUGUAAGAAAAUAAUCUUCCAAGUGUCAAUCAGCUACAAAAUUCACAAUGUCUUCGAGAGUGUUGCGAAAAAUGGGCUUACAGGACGAUCAUGACCUGCCACCUGUUAAAGACGAUGCGAGCGAUGACACUGAAACGAGUUCUGGCGGUGUAAAUAAAAAACGGCACUUAAACAUGUACGAUUUGCUAAAUAAUGGUUCUAUGUCUGAGUCUGAAGUGAAAGAAGACGAUGACCAUGAGACUACUGGUUCCGUAAACAAGAAAGAUGAAAACAUGUCAUACGAUAAAGAAAACAUUAGAAGGAAAAAGAAGAAAAAAAGAAAGAAGUCGGGUAAAGUAUUAUCAUCACAUACUCGUAGCAGUGAAGAUAAUGUUGAAGACGAAGUGGAAAGGAGUGUACGUGAAGUGAAUAAAAUAUUGGGUGAAGUACCGGACAAAGGUGAAGAUGAAGAUGAUGAAGCUACUUCAUCACAGAAUAUGUUGCACAAUCGUGACACUAUAUUUUUCAAAAAUAUAUUGUCUGUACAGCAUCGAAAUCUUAACCCAAAUAAUGAACUGCGUAAAAUGUUUGGACGUGUUGUUCAUCAAGCUGAGCUUAGCAAACGCAAGUUUAGAGGAAGAAAUCAUUUGAAAACUACAUGGUUGGUUACACCUAAAGACAAUUGGCCACCUGUCGGAAAAUCAGGUUCAACAAUGAAAUAUUUGGAAAGCAAAAAUGGUAUUAUGUAUUUUGCCUUUGAAAAUAGUACAGAAUAUCAACAUGUUCAAUUGCAACUCUUUACAGCUGUGGCUCACAUGGCAUCUAGAAAUCUGGUGAACAUUAUCAAUAACCAUCCAUACCAUGUUGACGUACUUUUACAAAUGACAGAAUGGGCACGACUUAGUGAAGACUUGCCAGUCGCAGCUGAACUCACUGAACAGGCACUGUACUCAUUGGAAAAUUCAUUCCAUCCCAUGUUUAGUUUGUCAAAUGGAAAAUGUCGUUUAGACUACCGUUUACAUGAAAAUAGAGCACUGUUCCUGACUUUAUACAGACAUUUAACAUUUGUUGGACUGAGAGCCUGUUAUCGUACAGCUUUGGAAUUCUGCAAACUUCUUUUAUCCCUAUCUCCAAUGGAUGAUCCUCUUGCUGUAGUACUAUGUAUUGAUUUUUACGCUUUACGCUCGUCCGAAUAUACAUGGUUCAUUCAUUUUGUGAAUGCUUUUGAUUCCGCAAGAAAUCUAACACAGCUUCCUAAUAUCAAGUUUUCUCUUGCGGUUGCUAAAUGGCAAAAAGGUGAUGUUGAAACUGCUCAUACAUUAUUACAAGAAGCAUUAAUGAUGUUUCCUGGCGUUCUAAUACCUCUGUUAGAAAAGUGUUCUAUCCAGGCUGACAAACGAGUCAAUGCACAUUCAUUCUUCACUACAUAUGCUACAGACACUCAACCGAAAUCAUUGUCUUACUUAAUAUCCAUGUAUAUAACGAGAAGUUAUCAUAUAUGGAAAGAAGUUCAGCUAUUACCAUGGCUUGAGCGCAACGUGCAAAUUGUACUUGAUAGAGUAGAUGCUAAGGACCCAUUAGUGAAAAACAUGGAAAUAUUACGAACAACUUUGUACAGUGCCAAACCACCAUUGAACAUACACCGACAUUUGUUAUUGUCAGAUAUGAGUGACACAAUCGCACCACCGGCUGAGGCGGUAACAAGUCCAAUUCUCAUUAUGGACCCAUUUCCACCACCAGAUGGAACAUCAUUUUACAAUUCCAGAACUACAAACGAUAGCCUCAGUAGAGCAGCUGUGGAAAAUCAUUCUCUUUUUUCUACAUUCUUCCGUUCAUUAAAUCCUGUGUUUCAAGCCCUUUCUGAUGAAAGUAAUGUUGACGAAGAGUUAGCAGCUGAGGCUGAAGCUGUCGCAAGACCUGUAAUAACAAUGGUUGGUGAGCAAAUUGAGGAAAUGAGAAGUGAUUUACGUCAGAGUGUCAACUCUUUGUUAGAUGCUAUGAGGGAUUUACUGUCCAACGUUCACUCACCAAAUAUACCAGCAGAUGGUGAUAUUGAUGACGAUUCUGAGCUCACGGAUACAGCAUAAUAGUAAAAUUGAAUAAACUUUAAAGUUUUAUCAGA